Molecule: messenger RNA, 1303 nt
Organism: Lathyrus oleraceus (garden pea)
Lineage: Eukaryota; Viridiplantae; Streptophyta; Magnoliopsida; Fabales; Fabaceae
Exons: 1
Coding region: 17-1249 (410 amino acids)
Source: RefSeq, a predicted model, not a curated record
CAAUAUCUGCUGAAAAAUGAACCAACAGAAUCAAGGGCCUGGCGUUCCAUCAAAUGUUCCAAUGAAACGAAAACGCGGCCGGCCACGAAAAGAAGAGAAUGUAAUUCAUGGAGUGCAUAAACCUGAGAAUAUGUUGAACUUCAAUCAAUCAGCCAGCAUAAUGAACAAUUCCGACAGUGGAAUGUUAGGGAAGAUGGUCACUGGUGUCAUUGAAGCAGCAUUCAAUGAUGGAUAUCUUGUUAAUGUUAAAGUCGCAGAUUCUGAUUCUUUUUUGAGAGGCGUAGUGUUUCUUCCUGAUCAAGUUACUCCAGUUACCGCAGAAAAUGAUGUGGCCCCUCAUGUUCAAAUGAUCAAAAGAAAAGACUUUCCGAUUCCAAUGCCAAUGCCAAACCCUCAGGCUAAUGAAAUACAUGUUUCUCUUCCCACAUUGCAUUCUAUUGAGCCACAAAUACCGGCGCCUUUUCCUGGCGUGCGCGUUCUAUCACCGACCGAGGUUCAUUCUGGCAUCUCAGUUCCACCAGGCAUAUCGCAGGCGGAGCAUGUAAAUCAGUCUAACUCUCUCAAAUCCGACAUGGAAUGUGACAAAACUGUUGAACAAAGUGAUAAGUUGCAUCACGAACUCGAUGCGUCGACACAGGUAGAAGAAUCCCGUGCUGAUCCACGGCCUGCAUCCGAAACCAUGAACCUGUUUCCAACAAUUGAAAACACUCAUAACGAGCUAAGAAAUGAACAUCAAGAUUUUCCUUCCAUGAGUCAUUUGAAUGAGCUGGUUCAUAACGAACCGAAUAAUUCAAAUAUUGAACUCAACUUGGUUCCCGUAUCUGCUGAACCAGAAUCCAUGCCAUCCGAACAACAUAAUAAUAAAUCUGUUGACAUUUUUGCGGAGAAACAGACCUUGCCAGAAACACUUUUACAAGAAGAUGCAACAAAGACAAGACCUGUUUCUAUCGAUACUUUGAGCAACGUCGAUAACUUCUCAAUCUCAAACGGAAAACCAAGUACCGGUAUUGCUAAUAUUCUUGAUCUGGUACCGAAUCAUGCAGUUGAGACCAACCAACAUGAAUCCAUGCAAUUUGAGCAUAUUGGUGAGUCUGAUCCUUCUGACAUCAAGCUUUCAUCUGAAGGAUGUAACUUCAUGGAGAAGAAUGAUCCUCAAAACGACGUCAAUAAGGUCGAUUUCGAUCAUCCUAUAGAAGAAUCUUUAGUGGAUGCAGUUCCUUCUGAAAACCAGAUUGGAGCAGGCACUUGAAAAUCAAUUUUGCCGAGGACUGUGACUGCACUUAUUUUGCUGCAGCAAAUUCAU